AUGUCUGGGACCGAGGCACAGGACGCUGCAGAUAAGUACCUUAGCUUUACUGUUGCCGAGUCCCACCAAGUCUCUCAGACUUUCGCUCUGAUCCAGCCAGAGCUCGCCGCUGUCAAAAUUUGGCACUCUGAGGGUGAAACAGCAGAACCGCCUGCGACACCACAUCUGGAUCGAGUAGCCAGGCUUUGUGCGCGUGUCGGAUUGGAUCGAAAACUAUAUAUCGAACUCCUUUCAAUCUGUGAUGGACGCGACAAAACAGCGCAUCACCCACCACCGCACUUCGAGAAGCACCUCGACCAAAACAAAAUGGUCAAAUGGUCCGAGAUCUACGAUGCUUGCAAUAAACGAAAGCGCAACUAUCGAAAGCUGAUGAGAAAAGGCAAAAUCACUCAAGAUCAAUAUGCACUCUUCAGAAAAGCUAUCGACGCCUGGUAUAAAGUCUACGUCAGCGGUUGGAAUGCAGAUGGUACCCCGAUAUUAGAAGAGGGCGCUGCCACGGCUGUCAAGACAUAUCUGAAAAAGCGUGCCAAGCAAAACCUACCCGCACCAACGAUACCUGAUAGCCCCUAUCAAGAGGGCAAGUGGGACGAUAUCCUUUAA
Fusarium oxysporum Fo47 is the source of this 600-nucleotide messenger RNA. RefSeq lists its product as uncharacterized. The coding region runs from base 1 to 600 and encodes 199 amino acids. The transcript has a single exon. NCBI's taxonomy places the organism in Eukaryota, Fungi, Ascomycota, Sordariomycetes, Hypocreales, Nectriaceae. The record is from RefSeq and is a predicted model, not a curated record.